AUGCAGAUCUUCGUGAAAACCCUGACCGGGAAAAUAAUUACACUCGAGGUCGAAGGCUCGGACACCAUCGAAAAUGUGAAGGCAAUGAUUCAAGAUAAAGAAGGAUACUCACCAGAUCAGCAACGACUUAUCUUUGCAGGCAAACAACUGGAAGACGAUCGAACGCUUUCGGAUUACAGUAUCGGAAAAGAAUCGAUGCUUCAUCUUGUCGUUCGUCCUCGAGAAGUAAUGCAGAUCUUCGUAAAGACCCUUACUGGAAAGACAAUCACUUUGGAAGUCAAAGCCUCAGACACAAUCGAGAAUGUGAAAGCC
Molecule: messenger RNA, 312 nt
Organism: Cooperia oncophora
Lineage: Eukaryota; Metazoa; Nematoda; Chromadorea; Rhabditida; Trichostrongylidae
Source: the annotation of a GenBank genome assembly